GUCCUUGAGCGCAGGCGCAGGCCGCCGCUGGCAAGCCUUUCUGCGCAGGCGCGCUGCUCGCUUUUUUUAGAGCCUGGUGGGGGUGGCGACUACGUUGAGCGUUCCGGACAAGUCGACAGACGCUGUGCCGUCACGCACCAGGUGGUCCUUUUUACUUUACCUGCAAUCAUGGCCAUCCUUAGUUACUCCGGGAGCUAUCUGCCAAGCUAAAGACGGCCUAGGUGAGGCGGCGCCACUGCGCCUGCGCUCGUACGGCGGCCGGAACGGGCCAGAGUUGGUUCCUUCAGUGACAGCUGCGAGCCCCACCCUUGCCCCACGUGGCUUCGAAGACCGGUCAUAUAAAGGAUUUAUAUGGCUUCCAAAUUCAUCCCAUUCCAGAAGAUACACUCAGAGUGAAUAAUCCAGCUUCUGUUCCUUUCCCUUCCCUACCAGCAGACAGAGAUGACCUCCAAGCGCAUCACCCAGGAGACCUUUGAUGCAGCUGUGCAGGAGAACAUCGAGGAGUUUGAGAUGGGGCCAGAGGAAGCAGUGAAGGAGGCCAUGGAGCAGUUUGAAUCACAAGGGGUUGAUCUGAGCAACAUUGUAAAGAGUGUGCCUAAAGUCUCUGCAGAUGGACCCCAGGAGCCCACACAUGAUAUCUUACAGGCCCUGGGUGACCUGCAGAAAUCUGUGGCCUCCUCUAGCCCCGAAGAGGUGUCGACCCACCUUACCCGAUUCUGUGACCAGUGCAAACAGCACAAAGCCUGCCGCUUCCUGGCGGCCCAGAAAGGAGCCUACCCCAUUAUCCUGGCUGCCUGGAAGCUGGCUGCUGCAGGAGACCAGAACCUUCUGCUCCAGGCCCUCAACGCCCUGUCAAUGCUGACUGAUGGUCAGCCUGACCUUCUAGAUGCCCAAGGCCUACAGCUGCUGGUGGACACACUGGCCCAGAGUGCUAAUGAAGCCAACCUGACCUGCUCUGGGAUCCGCUGCGUGCGACAUGCCUCUCUAAAGCAUGAGCAGAAUCGGCAGGGCCUGGUGAAGGCUGGUGUGCUACCCCUGCUGACCAGUGCCAUUGCCCAGCAUGGCCAGCAUGCUGAUGUGGUGAGGGAGGCAUGCUGGGCCCUCCGCAUCAUGACCUUUGAUGAUGACAUUCGUGUGCCCUACAGCAACGCCCACAACCAUGCCAAGAUGAUCGUGCAGGAAAACAGAGGCUUGAAGGUGCUCAUUGAGGCUGCCAAAGGCUUUUCCGACAACCCCAGUGUCCUGAGUGAGUUCUGCAGCACCCUGUCUCGCCUGGCUGUCCGCAAUGAGUUCUGUCAGGAAAUAGUUGACCUUGGGGGCCUUGGCAUCCUGGUGACCCUUCUAGCCAACUGUAAUAACCACCAGGACCUUGUCAAGCAAGUGCUGAGCGCCCUGCGGGCCAUCGCGGGCAACGAUGAUGUGAAGGAUGCCAUUGUCCGCGCCGGUGGGACAGAGUCCAUCGUGGCCGCCAUGACCCAGCACCUGGCCAACCCCCAGGUAUGUGAGCAGAGCUGUGCUGCCCUGUGUGUCCUGGCCCUGCGAAAGCCAGAGAACAGCCAGGUCAUCAUGGAGGCGGGCGGGGCCCUGGCCGCAUUGCAGGCCAUGAAGGCACACCCACAGGAGGCUGGCGUGCAGAAACAGGCCUGCAUGCUGAUCCGCAACCUGGUAUCCCGAAGCCAAGCCUUCUCCAAGCCCAUCCUGGACUUGGGGGCUGAGGCACUCAUUUCACAGGCCCGAGCGGCCCACCGAGAUUGUGAGGAUGUGGCCAAGGCCGCCCUGCGGGACCUGGGCUGCCGAGUUGAGCUGCAAGAAUUGUGGACAGGCCAGAAGGGUAACCUGGCACCAUGAACCCAGGCUCAGUCUAGGCUGUGACCUUGGGUGAGUCGAAUGACAUAGAAAUGAGGGGAGAUCUGUGUCCCACCACUCUGCCCCCCAUAUUCUAUUCCCCUAUAGCAAACACUGUCCUCUCUCGGGUGCCAGGUAAAGGCUGCAGGGCUGAGGAAGCAUGGACCAGGCAGAAAGCAGCUCCUGGGAUCUUGUGUCCCCAGGCCAGCUAGCAGCCACAGUCCUGCCCCUCCCCCAUGCCCUUGCCUAUCAGAAGUUCCUUCUCAGCAUUUCUUGGGGGCAAAGGGCACAUUCUACUGCCCACUGUCCUAUCUGAAGUUAGCGCUGUGAACCGGUCUCAGACAGUUCUGGGACUGUUCUCACACCUGCUCUGAUAAGUUCCUUCAGAACUCUUCCUCUUUCUUCUCACCUGUCAAGUGGGUCCUGGACACCUCCCUCUGCUGGCUAGGGGCGGGGAUCAAGGCUCAUCUGUCUUGAGGAUCUGGCCAGCUGUGGUGCCUGAUAAUAAAAGACCAUUGGAGGGGU
This is a messenger RNA of Marmota monax (woodchuck), 2370 nucleotides long. RefSeq names its product armadillo repeat containing 6 (gene Armc6). Gene Ontology annotation, molecular function: protein binding. The coding region runs from base 442 to 1848 and encodes 468 amino acids. The transcript is spliced from 9 exons. The record is from RefSeq and is a predicted model, not a curated record. NCBI's taxonomy places the organism in Eukaryota, Metazoa, Chordata, Mammalia, Rodentia, Sciuridae. Gene Ontology annotation, biological process: hematopoietic progenitor cell differentiation.